Scomber scombrus (Atlantic mackerel) is the source of this 2211-nucleotide messenger RNA. It is a transcript of the gene arhgdia, whose product is annotated as Rho GDP dissociation inhibitor (GDI) alpha. Gene Ontology annotation, cellular component: membrane; cytosol; cytoplasm. The coding region runs from base 119 to 742 and encodes 207 amino acids. The record is from RefSeq and is a predicted model, not a curated record. The transcript is spliced from 6 exons. Gene Ontology annotation, molecular function: Rho GDP-dissociation inhibitor activity; protein binding. Gene Ontology annotation, biological process: Rho protein signal transduction. NCBI's taxonomy places the organism in Eukaryota, Metazoa, Chordata, Actinopteri, Scombriformes, Scombridae.
UAAACUGUCGCGAUAGUUUGUUCGUUGAUCGUCCCUCCGGCUCCAGCCUUUUACUUCAGUCCCUUUCAGCAGCGCCUAUAGGAGACUGUCCCAGCCGAGCAGCAGUGUAACGCACACCAUGGCAGAGCAGGAACCCACACCAGAGCAGCUGGCAGCGAUCGCCGCGGCGAACGAAGAGGCCGACAGCGCGGUCAACUACAAACCUCCCGCCCAGAAGAGCUUACAGGAGAUCGCGGAGCUGGACAAAGAUGACGAGAGCCUGCGCAAGUACAAGGAGGCGCUGCUGGGUAAAGCCGCUGCUGGUGUAGCUGCAGAUCCCGCCGUUCCCAACAUCCAGGUGACGCGAAUGACUCUGGUAUGUGAGGCAGCUCCGAACCCUCUGAUCCUUGACCUGCAGGGAGAUCUGGACGGCUUCAGGAAGAACCCAUUUGUGCUGAAGGAGGGAGUCGAGUACAGGAUAAAGAUCAACUUCAAGGUCAACAGGGAGAUUGUGUCAGGUCUGAAGUACAUUCAGCAAUCAUUCAGGAAAGGAGUAAAGGUUGACAAAUCAGACUACAUGGUUGGCAGCUACGGGCCCAGACCAGACGAGGAGUACGAGUUCCUCACCACCAUGGAGGAGGCACCCAAGGGGAUGCUGGCCCGUGGCACCUACAACAUCAAAUCCAAGUUCACCGACGACGACAAACACGAUCACCUCUCCUGGGAUUGGAGCCUCACUAUCAAGAAAGAGUGGAAAGACUGAUUCCUCUCGCCCAUCCUCCAUCAUUACCUUCCUCUUCUUUAUCGCUCUUUCUGUUUUCUUGCUGUCAUUCCAUUUUUCUUUUUCUAUUUAGAUCCAUUUGUAGAUUUUGUAUUGAUUUAAGCUUUUGCUCCCUCCGUCCAUUGACGCCUCUUUCCCCGCUCUUAUGGUUUCCUUUUUUCUAACUUUUCCAUCACUUCAUCUUUCCUCCCAUCGUAACGCUUCAUUUGUUUGCUCCCGCUAUUUCCUGUUGAGUAUUAAAUCAUUAGAUGUGGAAAAAGCAAACGAUGUGCACAAUCCAGUUUUUUUGGUAACAAUUUGUUUAUAAAGGAGAAAAAAAAGAAAAUAUUUUAAAAAACAUUACUGCUCUUGGAAAAAGUGAUGAAAUUUGUGAUUCCCUCUGCUCUUUAGCGCUCUCUUUUCUCACUCUUCUUUAUUAUUCGAUUGUUUUGUACGAUUACCACGAUCUGCCUUUGAAAGCAUUGUACAGGAAGCAGCAGUGCUGUAUGUGCGGGGCCGCUGUACGGUCAUUGAGCAAUCUUUGCUGGACACAAGUCUCAGACACAGCCCUCCUAAAGCCUUUGAGCAGAUUAUUGUACCAGGUUCUUGAUAAACGAUGUGGAAUUCAGUCCAGCUUUGUUUUUUCAAAUCGUUUAUCAGCCUACAGAGCCUGCUGAGAGAACCGAGGGUUAAACAAAAUUACCUCUGACCUCUUGCGACCCCUUGCUCUAGGUGCAGCUGUUCCUCUCCUGAUCAGGGUAUUUUGGCAGUUUUUUAGCAGCCACGUGGCCUUAACAAACCCUAUAGUUUGAGGAUGAAAUAGACAAACCUAGUUGAGCCAUUUGCCUUCAUAUUCCAUUUGCCAGACCAUCAUGUGAGCCUGUUUUUAACAAUACUUGUAACACAUCAAUAGAGAAAUCAGGAAUAAGGACUUAAAUCACCUAUUUUUUCAGGUUGAUGAUUCAUAAAAGCACUUGUCUGAUGAAUUUUUUUUUCUUUUUUUUUUAGAUCAUUCACAACAACAUGUAGGAUUUUGUAUCAUACAAUGUCCCCAUAGUUCCUUCCCAAAUUGAAAUCAAGGACAGUUAAAACCGCUCACCUCGUAUUAGUCAAGUUUAGGAUUACCGUUGCUGAUUCCGGUGUCUUGCAACCCGCUGACUCGGCAGCUCCGUGUGUGUGCUGAUGUCAGUGAGGUGAAAAUGUUGUCUGUAAUUGACUUCUAAACCAGUGUAGAGACAUCAGUCCCCAACUAGACACCAACGGUUAACACAUCCUGCCAUAUGAAAGUUUUUGUUUUGUUAUGUAAACUCCAUACAAUGUGAAUGAAUUCUGUUUUCAGAGUUUCAUUCAGCUCACUCAUGUCAAUGACUGAUGUUGUUUCCUCUAUGGGUUGGGUUUGACUCAAUGUGUGCUACUUGUAUUACCUACAGUUUACCAACCUCCUGUGUUCACAUUAAAGUGUUCAGACUGGG